Hypoxylon trugodes is the source of this 1884-nucleotide messenger RNA. RefSeq names its product Thioesterase/thiol ester dehydrase-isomerase. The record is from RefSeq and is a predicted model, not a curated record. Gene Ontology annotation, biological process: acyl-CoA metabolic process. Lineage: Eukaryota; Fungi; Ascomycota; Sordariomycetes; Xylariales; Hypoxylaceae. Bases 1 to 1428 code for a protein of 475 amino acids. Gene Ontology annotation, cellular component: mitochondrion. The transcript has 4 exons. Gene Ontology annotation, molecular function: fatty acyl-CoA hydrolase activity.
AUGGCCUCUAAAAAUAUGUCCGUUCGGCGGAUUCUUACUCUAUCUUCACGGUUUGGAAGAUCGGAUGUGGCCUCAGGAAAAAACUACUUCUAUCCUAGGAGAGAUCUGCACUGCACAGCUGCUCGUUACACAGAUGGUGUAUUUCACGGUUUAGCAGAUAACCGUCUUCCAUUGCCAUGGAUAGAAGCAUUAAGGCUUCAGAAAGAAGGAAAGAAUGUUGCCUCGAACAAGGUCCGUACACAGGAACGCGACCUAACACCGAAGAAGAUGAGUGAUAGCUACCAUCGAGUUGUACUUCCACUUGGUCGUGAUCCUUGGCUUAGUGAUACAUAUAUCAACUCUUCCGGUCAUAUAAGGCUGGGUACCAUCUUUAUGGACCUUGAUGCUCUGUCUGGCAUAAUCGUUUAUAAGCACACUGGAUCCGGUGUCACGACAGUCACUGCCGCCUUAGAUCGCAUUACCAUUGCCCACCCUUUGACGGAAAUAUGUGACCUCGAAUAUAGCGGGCGAGUAACAUACGCCUCGGGGAGAAGUAGUGUGGAAAUCACAUGCCAGGUUGCUAGAGCCAGAGAUGAAGGGGAACCAAGUAAGCCAGAAGAUGUGUUACUUACCUGUACCUUUACGAUGGUGGCUUUAGAUCCUGAAACCAAAAGACCCGUUAAUAUACCACGCCUAAUCUACUCCAAUCCCGAGGAAGAGAGAAUCUUCAAGGCAGGAGAGGCUAAGGCUCUAGCUAAGAAGGAGAAAUUGAAGACUUCAUUGUUGGAAACCGAACCGGAUGACCCCGAAUCGACCUUGAUUCACAAGAUUUGGCUGAAACAACUAGCCUAUCACGAUCCUAACAACAAUCUUCGUCAACCCAAUAAUGUCAUUGCUAUGUCCAGGACACAGCUCUCAACGGCCUCCAUCAUGCAGCCACAAUAUCGCAAUCGUCACCAGACCAUGAUUUUUGGUGGCUUUCAUUUAAAACAGACGUUUGAGCUAGCCUUUUGCUGCGCUGCAAGUUUUGCGCAUGCACGACCGACCUUCAUCAGUGCCGAUCCAUGUACGUUCCGCAAUCCUGUUCCGGUUGGAAGUGUCCUGUACUUAACAGCGACAAUCGUUUAUACGGACCCACCAAUUCUGGAAGAGGAUGGAAGCGAGCCGCAGCAAAAAGAUGCGAACAAUCCGGUGACGCGAUUGCACGUUCGAGUAGAUAGUAAGGUGAGGGAUGUUGAACAUGGAAACGCCAAACCGACGGGUCAAUUCAAUUACACAUUUUCGGUACCAAAAGACGUCAAAGUUCUCCCACACACCUACCAAGAAUAUAUGAUGUACAUAGAUGCGAGGAGAAGAGUACAACUUGGAGAUGUGCAGGAUCGCCAAGAGCACACAGAUUCCGAACUGAGACGAUCACAAUCGGACGAGAAUAUUAACCUCACAGAAUGAGACUAAGUCGACUUCCAGGUUCAUAGAAUAUGAAGUCGCUAACAUACCUAUCACCGCUAAUAUUGGGGACGGACACCUUCAUACACAUUCAAUAGACAAUAGAUAUGCUAGCUAGCAAUUGCUUACUACCGAGCCGGUUUGACUCAUAUCUCAGCCGCUGCCCGAUACUUUUAAUUAAAAUUCUACAUUUUAGUUGUCGUGUUGAAGGUUGAGGUACCUGCGAUGGUAUUGCAGAUCUAUGUAUAUAAGAGGUCUCACCUUUAGAUCAAGGUAUUUCUUUCAUCAAACGGUAGAUUGAUGGAUCGUCGGCCUGAUCCCAGCGCCUCCAUAAAUAAGACGGGGAACUAGCAAUAGCUUUUGAUAUUCGUCAAGGCUAGAAACAUGAUAACCCACCAAUGAUUGACUCAGAGACUGGAAAGCGCCGUUGUUUUCUUUUUACAAGAUUCUCUGUAUAUU